AUGGAGAAGAACGAAAUUAGUCGGCCGUUCCGACAGAAUGAACAGCCGCGGUUAAAAAAGCGUGAGCGACCAUCAAAUACAGGUUCUUCAUUACUGACUGAUGUUGAAAACGCAACCUUUUUUGGACUGCUUGGUAAUGGCCGUUAUUCGUUAGCCGCAGGAAUUAUUGAGUUGCUGAGGUCGGAUCCACGUCGACCAAACCAAUGGAUGCAUCAGUCGGCUGGCAUUAUUGCAUUAGUAAAAGACUAUGAGAAGCGUGCUUAUUUUUUACGACUUUAUGACCCAUAUCAACGGCAGUGCAAAUGGCAGCAAAUGUUGUAA
This is a messenger RNA of Enterobius vermicularis (human pinworm), 321 nucleotides long. Lineage: Eukaryota; Metazoa; Nematoda; Chromadorea; Rhabditida; Oxyuridae. The record is from the annotation of a GenBank genome assembly.